AUGAAUGGAACAAUAGAACAUAGCGACGGACUGACAGCCCACGAGAAGCAGCUUUUCCGUGAUGUUGAUGCUCAUGCGCAAGACAACGACAGCAUUACCCGUCAGUUUGUGAAAAUCAUCGCCCCCAUCGGAAUCCUGAUGAACUCUAUUUUUCUCUUCGUAGUAAUUCGAGUGAAGUCCAUGCACACGAUCAUCAACGUCUAUCUGUCGAAUUUAGCAGUGGCUGACGCUGCCUUUCUGAUCCUAGGCAUGUCAACAGCAUGGGCAACAGAAUAUAGGCACAUAGACUCAGGCGUUUCCCUAGCCUUAGCCAUAGCUUCUUCAACGAUGCAGAUUGCUUCGUACUGCUUCGUGACUAUCAUAGCGGUUGAAAGAUUCUCCGCCGUACGCCAACCGCUAACCCAGAGAGCGCGAGCGAGCAAGUCACGAGCAGCCAAGGUAUCAGCAGGCGUCUGGGUUGCGGCAGUGGUCACGGGCGUGUUGGGUGGAGUCGCAACUGAUCCCAAUUAUGUAACGAAUGUGGUUUUCCAUCAAGUAUGUGUUGUCAUCUUUCUCCUGAUUUACCUGGCUUCGUUUACCAUAACUAUAACCUCAUAUAUUUGCAUCGUUAUGAAGUUAUACCACAGUGAUCGAGAGCUUCAAGCAGGCCAGACCCGUCGAGUUUACCCGGUCGUCCGCAUGCUGGUCAUCAACACUGCUGUCUUCUUCAUGCUCAGUUCAACGGAUAUCGCUGUCAGUGUUAAUACCCUUAUACUCCUGUUCUCCACGCUCUCACCGGCAGCCGUUAUUGAUCGCUUAUGGACCAUUCUCGACGUAGCGGUCUGUGUAGGAAUCCUUCGCCUCAUCAACAGCUCCAUCAAUACUCUGGUGUACAGCGUGACGAACAGUCAGUAUCGAGCGGCUUUCUUGGAGGCUUUCCCCCCACUGGCAAAGCUCCUUCGACAGCGCCGCCGCUGCCGCCGACCGCAGCAGACGGAGCAGAUAGAACUUCGAGCGAUUCCACCAGCGAAGGCCGCUCAAGAAUCACCGGCCCAAGCGAACUGA
This is a messenger RNA of Patiria miniata (bat star), 1044 nucleotides long. RefSeq names its product somatostatin receptor type 4-like. The transcript has a single exon. The record is from RefSeq and is a predicted model, not a curated record. Gene Ontology annotation, cellular component: plasma membrane. Lineage: Eukaryota; Metazoa; Echinodermata; Asteroidea; Valvatida; Asterinidae. Bases 1 to 1044 code for a protein of 347 amino acids. Gene Ontology annotation, biological process: G protein-coupled receptor signaling pathway. Gene Ontology annotation, molecular function: G protein-coupled receptor activity.